CUUCGACUAAUCUAGACCCAAAUGACCGCCGGCUCCCGACGGAGGCGGCCGACCUCCUCAAUGGCGCCUAUCGCCCUGUCCGUACCCGCCCCCAACGCUUCCCCGGCGCCGCGGCGCCUCCGCCGCCCGGCCAUCGCGGCCGCCGGCGCCGCGCUCGCGGCGCUCCUCCUCCUCGCGGCGGCCGCCGCCGUCUGGCGCCCGGACUACCUCCCCGCCGCGCUCCUCCGCCGCCCCGCGCCCGCCGCCGCCAGGUUCUACUCCUUCGACCUUGUCCGCGAGUACCCCCACGAUCCCGAGGCCUUCACCCAGGGUCUCCUGUACGCGGGAAACGACACUCUCUUCGAGUCCACUGGCCUUUAUCACCAGUCGUCGGUCCGAAAGGUUGAUCUUCAAACUGGCAAAGUUUUAGAUCAGCACCAAAUGGAUGGACAUAUGUUUGGAGAAGGCCUAACACUUCUCGACGACAGAUUGUUUCAAGUUACUUGGUUGAAGAAUGAUGGAUUCAUAUACGACCGACAUAACUUUAGCAAACGUGAAAGUUUUACCCAUAAAAUGCGUGACGGGUGGGGGUUGGCUACAGAUGGAAAAAUCCUAUUUGGCAGUGAUGGUACUUCAAAGUUGUACCAGCUGGAUCCAAUAUCACUUGAAGUAACGAAGACAGUAACUGUGAAAUAUCAAGACAAUGACGUUUCCUAUAUUAAUGAACUGGAAUAUAUAAAUGGUGAAGUAUGGGCAAAUGUCUGGCAGACAGAUUGCAUAGCUAGAGUUUCGCAUGAAGAUGGCCAAGUGGCGAGCUGGAUCCUUCUUCAUGAGCUGAGGCAGCAGUUGUGGAAUUCUGGCAACACGGAAAUUGAUGUUUUGAACGGCAUAGCUUGGGACGAAGAAAAUGACAGACUGUUCGUGACCGGGAAACUGUGGCCAAAGCUUUACGAGAUCAAGUUGCGUCCGGUGGAUGGGCCACCGGAUGGGUCCGUGGAGAAACUGUGCCCAAGGGCAAGCUUUUAUCGCUGACAAGCGUCGACUCCUCGGCGAGGAUAUGUACAUGUAUUAUGUGCCUCCUGGCCGAUUCGAGGCAAUUGGCGGUUUGAAGAUAGGAUUAUUGUUGUCGUGACUUGGUAGUGAACUGGCGGGAGCUAGCUGGUCGUCAGUUCCAUGCCGAAGGCGUGUAGUUGUAUGUAUAAUCAUGCUGCGAACAUACCAAAAGAAUGAUUACAAGUGAUGGUUCCUUGUAGGAGUAUCUUGCAAAGAUGGUUCGUUGGUUGUUUUUAGAGACAUUAGUACAAGUGAUGUAGACAUAGAUUUAAAUCAAAUAUAUUAUCAGUAUGUUGGAAGUAGCCGAGCAUUUGUAAAUGGAUGUUUCGGGAGGAAAAAAUAAUAAUGGUCAGUGCGCAAACAUGCUCCA
This is a messenger RNA of Triticum aestivum (bread wheat), 1402 nucleotides long. Its product is annotated as glutaminyl-peptide cyclotransferase. The transcript has 11 exons. Gene Ontology annotation, molecular function: glutaminyl-peptide cyclotransferase activity. NCBI's taxonomy places the organism in Eukaryota, Viridiplantae, Streptophyta, Magnoliopsida, Poales, Poaceae. Bases 22 to 1011 code for a protein of 329 amino acids. The record is from RefSeq and is a predicted model, not a curated record.